Molecule: messenger RNA, 459 nt
Organism: Macrosiphum euphorbiae (potato aphid)
Lineage: Eukaryota; Metazoa; Arthropoda; Insecta; Hemiptera; Aphididae
Source: the annotation of a GenBank genome assembly
AUGAGUUUAAUGAAACCAUCGAGUUCUUCUAACUGUGAGCCAGACGAUGACAUCCAUUUAAUGACUCACUCUGUAAAUAAUGACAUCCAAAUAGAUGGAGAUAGUAGUGAGUCAACAAUAUCAUUUAAUGAAUCAUCCGAUUCGUGGAAAAUUGACAGCAUUCAAUUAGAGAAAGAAGCGGUGGUUACUUUGAAAAAUUGUUCAAAUACAUAUUUUGCUGGUUACCUAGCAAUGAAAACAAUAUUAAAAUUCCCCUGCUCAUAUUGUGAACAGUUAAUGGUGAAGUGUGAUUUUUCAGUUACAAAUAAAUUAGAUUUUUUAAUUUUUUGUAAAAACUAUGAUUCAAAAACGUCUGAAAUGCAUCUGAAAGUACCUACUUAUGAACUGACGCAAUUUAUUAUUUUGGCUCAAAAAAUCCUUGCAGAUAUAGUAGAAAAAAACCACAUAGAAAAAAAAUAG